CUCAUUUCCCUCUUGCUGAGGACAGCUGGUGGAUUAUUAUGUAGACUGUACCACACAGAAGACUUAACUCUGUCUUCUAGUAUGGGGACGCUCUGGCACUUACAAUGCACUCUAAUUUUAUUUUGUCUUUCAGUGCUGAAUACCACAGGGCUCAGACAAAGACCAACUGGUGGCUUGAGAACAUGGGAUCCUGAAACAGCUUACCUCACCAGAUGUGAUUUUAAUAACAAUUCAAGACCGUUUUGUGACUGGACCCAACCUUGCAAUGUGAACCAGGGAGUGUGGAUACGAACCAAGCAUGACACUCCAACUGAUGGAACGGGUCCUGAUGGAGACUAUCCUGAUGGAAAAGGCUAUUUCAUCUACCAAGAAGCAAGUAAUCUGAUCCCAUUUGACACUAACAGACUUGAGAGCCCAGAUGUUGUGGUUUCUGGAAAAAUAUGCAUAGACUUCUGGUACUAUAUGUUUGGGUCAGAAGAACUGAAUGAGUUGAGAGUGAUUAUCCAAGACAGCACAGGGGAGUCUGUGGCAUGGAGUCGGAAGGGAAACCAGAGUUCCUCUUGGAAUUACGGUGCUGUCACUCAUACUUUUUCAACACAAACAAGGAUAAAGGUCAUUUUUGAGGCUGUCCGAGGACUGACAGAGUAUGGGGAUACAGCACUGGACAAUGUGAGAGUAAGAGAUGGAUCCUGUGAUGCAGUUUCCACCCCUGUACCACCAACACCUACACCAACAGAACCUACACCAUCUCCACUGACAGAAGCAAUUUGUAGCAUACAUGGGGAUCCUCAUUAUUACACAUUUGACAAGCAGCGUCAUGACUUCAUGGGCACCUGUACCUACACCCUGUCCAAGCUGUGUGAGAGCAACAGCUCGCUGCCCUACUUCAACGUGGAAGCGGCCAAUGAGCACAGGGGAAGCAACACUCGUGUGUCCUACGUCCAGUACGUGGAUGUCGAUGUGUAUGGCUACAGGAUCAAUCUGGGUAAAAACAGAGUUGUUAAGGUUGAUGGAGUCAUUCAGGUGCUCCCUCUGACCUUGGUGCACCCUGUCAGUGUUUCCUUAAGCGGGCAGUAUGUUGUGGUUACCACUGACUUUGGGCUGAAUGUCAAGUUUGAUGGAGAUCACAGAGCAGAAAUCACUCUUCCCAGUACCUAUAUGUCAAAAGUCUGUGGAAUAUGUGGAAACUAUAAUGGGAACAAAACAGAUGACUUUCUUAACCCAGAUGGAGAGAUGGAAACAAACUCGGCCAGCCUUGGAAACAGUUGGCAAGUUUAUAAUGACUCAAGGUGCUUGCCAGAUGAUGGCCAUACCCCAAAUUGCACUGAUGAUGAAAAACAUAUCAUCCAAAGCAAUGACUACUGUGGUCUGGUCACUGAUCCCAGUGGUCCAUUCCAGAACUGCCAUUCAGUUGUUGAUCCACAGAGUUAUUUCGAUGCCUGCCAAUAUGAUCUCUGUGAGUUUCAUUUGAACAAUGCGGCCCUUUGUCAAAACCUGCAGGCUUAUGCGGAUGUGUGCCAAGCAGCAGGAGUCCAGCUACAACCAUGGAGAAAUGCAACCUUCUGCCCACUAGCCUGUCCAGCCAACAGUCACUACGAGCCCUGUGCUGCAGCCUGCCCUGCCACCUGUGUUGACCCAUUAGCACCGUAUAAAUGCAGUCUGCCGUGCAUGGAGGGUUGCGUGUGCGACAGCGGGUACCUGCUCUACAACGACCGAUGUGUGCCCAGCCAGCAGUGCGGGUGCUGGCACAAUGGGCAGCACUACCCGGUGGGCUCAGAGUUCUGGACGGACAACAGCUGCUCCACAAAGUGCACGUGUCCCACGCGGGGAGGCAAAGUCCAGUGCUCCAGCGCCUCAUGCCCUGCGGGCCAGUACUGUGGUGUGCAGAAUGGGAAACCCGAGUGCCUUGAACACACAUAUGGCAUCUGCAACGUCCACGGUGACCCUCACUACGUUACCUUUGACAAGGUGACGCACGACUUCAUGGGGAACUGCACCUACACCCUGGCCAAAGUGUGCUCCAACAGCUCUGUGCCCUACUUCAAUGUUGAGGCAAAGAACGAGCAUCGUGGCAACCCCCGAGUGUCGUACGUGCGCGAAGUCCUGGUCGAGGUGUACGGAGAGCGCAUUGCAAUAGUCAAGCAGGAGAGGAGCCAAGUGCUGGUGAACGGUGUGCGCCGGACCUUGCCGGUGAGUGCAGCAGGAGGAGCCAUCAGAGUGAGCACAAGCGGCCGCUACAUCGUCCUGGAGACGGACUUCAACCUCAGAGUGUCCUACGACGCCGACCACUCGGUGGAGGUGAGGGUGCCCACCACCUACUCCAACCUGACCUGCGGCAUGUGCGGGAACUUCAACAGCCGGCGAGAGGACGACUACAUGAUGCCUGACGGGCAGCAAGCCGCAGACUCCAAUGCAUUGGGGGAGAGCUGGAAGGUGCCCGACGGUGACCCCUCUUGCGGUGUGCCCCCACCCCUGGAACCCUGCAGUGCGGAAGAGGAGAAGCUCUACCAAUCGGAGCAGUUCUGUGGCAUACUGACUGCCAGCCCAGGCUUUUUUGAGAGCUGCCAUGCCGUGAUCAACCCCCAGAGCUACUUUGACACCUGCUCCUACGACCUUUGUGCCCUGAGUGGCAGCCAGGAGGUCCUGUGUGGUGCCCUGGAGGCCUACGCUGACGCGUGCCAGGCAGCCGGCGUGACUCUUCUCCCCUGGAGGAAUGCCACCUUCUGCCCUGUUGCCUGUCCUCCUAAUAGCCAUUAUAACCCAUGCACCAGUGCUUGUCCUGCAACCUGCACUGACCCUCUUGCAUCAAAGAACUGCAGCAAACCUUGUGUGGAGGGAUGUGAAUGCAACAAUGGCUUUGUCAUCAGCGGGGGACAGUGUGUGUCCAUGAACAACUGUGGCUGUCUUCUCAAUGACAAAUAUUAUGAGAAAGGAGAAGUUUUUUGGCAAACAGACUGUGCAGGCCAAUGUGUAUGUACUGGAAGUGGGACUAUAGUUUGUAAUUCCAACACAUGCAAAGCAAGCGAAGUUUGCAAGGUGCAGAAUGGACUACUAGGAUGUUAUCCAUUGAACCCCAGCACCUGCCACAUUUUUGGUGAUCCACAUUAUGUAACCUUUGAUGGGAGACUGUACCAUUUCCAAGGAGACUGCAAUUAUACAGUUGUUGAGACAUGCACAAAUUCUUCUGAACAGUUUUCAGUGACAACCAGAAAUAAACAUAGAGGAAACCCAAACUGGACAGCCUUGGACUCAGUUGCUGUCACACUGAAAAAUCUUCAUAUUGUUGUGAGGAGAAAUAAAGAGACCUAUGUGGAUGGAUUUCAGGUUUCUCUUCCUGUGGAUUUGAAGCAUAGAGCAACAGUAGCUGUAAAAGGACAUUAUGUAGUCAUUGAUACCUCUCUAGGGAUCCAGGUGAAGUUUGAUGGCGACCAGGAGCUUUUUAUUCAGGUUGAUGAAAGUCUCAAAGGACAGCUGUGUGGUCUGUGUGGGACAUUCAAUGACAACCAGCUGGAUGAUUUUCUUAAACCAGACAAUGUCCUAGAACAAGAUCCAAAUAAAUUUGGUGACAGCUGGCUAGUGAAGGAUGACAACUGGAUAUGUAAUCCAGUCGCAGUUGUGCCACCGACCUGUGACACAGAAAAAGAGAAAGAAUAUGAAGAAGUCUGUAAAAUUAUUUUGGAAAACAGUGGGCCUUUUGCAGUCUGUCAUUGGUACAUUCCACCACAGCUGUACUUUGAGAGCUGUGUCUAUGACCUGUGUGCCACAGAGGGGAAUUCUGAACAAUUUUGCAAAAUUUUAGAGGCAUAUGCUGCUGCCUGUGAGCUUGGAGGUGUAAAUCUGGGAGAAUGGAGGGAAGGUACCAUCUGUGCUGCACCAACAGCCUGCAAUAUAUCCUGCACGUUUGAUGUUGACUUCUGUGGAUGGGAACAGGCAGUCGAUGACAACUUUGACUGGAUAAGGAACAAGGGGCCAACACCCUCACCAAACACUGGCCCUUCCUAUGACCACACAACAGGAGAUGGCUAUUACAUAUACCUGCAAGGAAGUGAGCAUAACCCAGCUGAUGUAGCUCGCUUGGCCAGUCCAAUAUGUGGUUCAGAAGGACCGCACUGCUUCCGCUUCUGGUAUCACAUGUACGGCGUGGCUGAAACAAUGGCCCUGCGGGUGUACGUAACUCACAAUGAAACAUCAACACUGGAAUGGAAAGAAGCUGGAAACAAAGGGGACAGAUGGCAUUUACAAGAGCUCACGGUGCACAGCAAAGGAAACAUGCAGAUUGUCCUCGAAGGCAUGAUAGGGGAAGAUUUCCGCAGCGACGUGGCACUGGAUGAUCUGUCCAUUGAAAAGGGAUACUGCCCAGGCGAUGGGCCUCCAACGCCUGGCACCAGCACACCAACACCUGGGACACCAACACCCUCGCCAGGCUCAGGGACCUGUGUGGUGGAAGGAGACCCUCACUACCACACCUUUGACAAUCAAAUACACCACUUCAUGGGCACCUGCACCUACACCCUGUCCAAGCUGUGUGAGAGCAACAGCUCGCUGCCCUACUUCAACGUGGAAGCGGCCAAUGAGCACAGGGGAGGCAACACGCGCGUGUCCUACGUCCAGUACGUGGAUGUCGAUGUGUAUGGCCAGCGCAUAAGGCUGGGGAAGGGCGGCGUGGUGACGGUCAACGGAGUGGCAGAGGUGCUGCCCUGCACCCCGUCGGCAGGCGUGCAGGUCUCGUCCAGCGGCUUCUACACUGUGGUCACGACAGACUUUGGCUUGAGAGUGAAGUUUGAUGGGAACCAUCUGGUGGAGGUGACGCUUCCGAGCACCUUUGGGCAGAAGGUUUGUGGCAUGUGUGGGAACUACAACGGGAUGGCAGCAGACGACUUCCUGAACCCGGACGGGGUGCUGGAGCCAGACUCCACCAGCCUGGGUAACAGCUGGCAGGUGUCCAACGACAGCAGCUGCUCAGCCGGACAGCCCGCCCCGCCAGCCUGUAGUGAGGCCGACAAGCAAGUCAUUGCCAGCAGCCGCUUCUGCGGACUCCUCACUGACAGCAGCAGCCCCUUUGAGGUGUGCCACGCCGUGCUGAGUCCCAGCGGUUACUUCAACACCUGCCUUUACGACCUGUGUGAGCUGGGGCUGGAUGACAAGGCCCUGUGCAACAGCUUGCAGGCCUAUGCGGAUGCCUGCCGGGCGCUUGGUGUCAAGCUCCCUGCGUGGAGGAACGCGACAUUCUGCCCCAUCACCUGUCCAGCCAACAGUCACUACGAGCCCUGUGCUGCAGCCUGCCCUGCCACCUGUGUUGACCCUAUGGCUCCCGUCACCUGCAGCCUGCCGUGCGUGGAGGGUUGCGUGUGCGACAGCGGGUACCUGCUCUACAAUGACCGAUGUGUGCCCAGCCAGCAGUGCGGGUGCUGGCACAAUGGGCAGCACUACCCGGUGGGCUCGGAGUUCUGGACGGACAACAGCUGCUCCACAAAGUGCACGUGUCCCACGCGGGGAGGCAAAGUCCAGUGCUCCAGCGCCUCAUGUCCUGCGGGCCAGUACUGCGGUGUGCAGAAUGGGAAACCCGAGUGCCUUGACCACACAUAUGGCAUCUGCAACGUCCACGGUGACCCUCACUACGUUACCUUUGACAAGGUGACGCACGACUUCAUGGGGAACUGCACCUACACCCUGGCCAAAGUGUGCUCCAACAGCUCUGUGCCCUACUUCAAUGUUGAGGCAAAGAACGAGCAUCGUGGCAACCCCAGAGUGUCGUACGUGCGCGAAGUCCUGGUCGAGGUGUACGGAGAGCGCAUUGCAAUAGUCAAGCAGGAGAGGAGCCAAGUGCUGGUGAACGGUGUGCGCCGGACCUUGCCGGUGAGUGCAGCAGGAGGAGCCAUCAGAGUGAGCACAAGCGGCCGCUACAUCGUCCUGGAGACGGACUUCAACCUCAGAGUGUCCUACGACGCCGACCACUCGGUGGAGGUGAGGGUGCCCACCACCUACUCCAACCUGACCUGCGGCAUGUGCGGGAACUUCAACAGCCGGCGAGAGGACGACUACAUGAUGCCCGACGGGCAGCAAGCCGCAGACUCCAAUGCAUUGGGGGAGAGCUGGAAGGUGCCCGACGGUGACCCCUCUUGCGGUGUGCCCCCACCCCUGGAACCCUGCAGUGCGGAAGAGGAGAAGCUCUACCAAUCGGAGCAGUUCUGUGGCAUACUGACUGCCAGCCCAGGCUUUUUUGAGAGCUGCCAUGCCGUGAUCAACCCCCAGAGCUACUUUGACACCUGCUCCUACGACCUUUGUGCCCUGAGUGGCAGCCAGGACGUCCUGUGUGGUGCCCUGGAGGCCUACGCUGACGCGUGCCAGGCAGCCGGCGUGACACUUCUCCCCUGGAGGAAUGCCACCUUCUGCCCCCUGCGGUGCCCUGCCAACAGCUACUAUGACCCUUGCAUGACUGGCUGUCCUGCCACCUGCGUUGACCAACAAGCCCCGCAGAACUGCUCCAAGCCCUGCAUGGAGGGCUGCGCGUGCACCUCUGGCUUCCUCCUCAGCGGAGACGCCUGCGUGCCCGAGGCCAACUGUGGCUGCCUCUUUGAGGGCAACUACUACAGCGAGGGAGAGCACUUGGUGAACGAGAACUGCACUAGGCAGUGCCAGUGUGAAGCCAACGGCCAGAUGGUUUGCUCUGAGUUGUCCUGUGGUGAGGAGGAGAUCUGCAAGAUCCAGGACGGCCAGCCGGGCUGUUACCCAGCCAGCACAGCUCUCUGCCACAUCUACGGCGACCCGCAUUACAGCACCUUCGACGGGAAGCUUCACCACUUCCAGGGCUCCUGCAACUACACCGUGGUGACGGCCUGUGACAACUCCUCCCUCGGCUUCAGCAUCACCACGCGCAACGAACAUCGGGGCAGCCCGAGCUGGACGGCUCUGAACUCCGUCGCGCUGUCCGUGGAAGGCCUCCACAUUGCACUGCGCAAGAACAAGGCAGUCUACAUCAACGGUGCUCUGGCCUCCCUGCCUGCUUCUCCAGCCCCCGGUGUGACCAUUUCUCUGAGUGGCUCCUACGUGCAGGUCUCUACCAAGCUGGGCCUGCAGGUGCAGUUCAACGGGGACCAUGAGCUCCUUGUGAGGGUGUCCGAGAAACACCAGGGCAAGCUGUGUGGGUUGUGUGGAACAUACACCGGGAGACAAGAGGACGACUUCACACGACCCGAUGGGGUCGUUGUGCCUGACACCAAUGACUUUGGAAACAGCUGGAGGGUGCCGGAUGACGAGUGGCCGUGUGACACAAUCCCCGUACCACCUCCAUCCUGCUCCCCCUCUGCGGAGGAGGCAGCUAACAAGGAGUGUGCAAUCCUCACGCAACCCGGUGGCCCGUUCCAGCCAUGCCACGCAGUUCUGCCACCCGAGACGUACUUUGAGAGCUGUGUCUAUGACCAUUGUGCCACGAAUGGCAGCACAGAGCAGCUCUGCAACGCCCUGGGUGCCUAUGCUGCAGCCUGUGCUGAGGCAGGUGUUGCUCUGGGAGACUGGAGUGCUGGCACUGUCUGUGGUUCAACGGUUCCUCCAACCUCCACCCCCUUGCCAGGUACUACAACGCAGCCUCCCCACACAACUUCACCUGCGACAAGCACAGGUCCGCUGCCUCCAACAGCCUUGACUCCGUUGCCAGACAGCACAACACAGCCUACACACACACUGCCACCAACCACACCUGUGCCAAGCUCAGGGACCUGUGUGGUGGAAGGAGACCCUCACUACCACACCUUUGACAAUCAAAUACACCACUUCAUGGGCACCUGCACCUACACCCUGUCCAAGCUGUGUGAGAGCAACAGCUCGCUGCCCUACUUCAACGUGGAAGCGGCCAAUGAGCACAGGGGAGGCAACACGCGCGUGUCCUACGUCCAGUACGUGGAUGUCGAUGUGUAUGGCCAGCGCAUAAGGCUGGGGAAGGGCGGCGUGGUGACGGUCAACGGAGUGGCAGAGGUGCUGCCCUGCACCCCAUCGGCAGGCGUGCAGGUCUCGUCCAGCGGCUUCUACACUGUGGUCACGACAGACUUUGGCUUGAGAGUGAAGUUUGAUGGGAACCAUCUGGUGGAGGUGACGCUUCCGAGCACCUUUGGGCAGAAGGUUUGUGGCAUGUGUGGGAACUACAACGGGAUGGCAGCAGACGACUUCCUGAACCCGGACGGGGUGCUGGAGCCAGACUCCACCAGCCUGGGUAACAGCUGGCAGGUGUCCAACGACAGCAGCUGCUCAGCCGGACAGCCCGCCCCGCCAGCCUGUAGUGAGGCCGACAAGCAAGUCAUUGCCAGCAGCCGCUUCUGCGGACUCCUCACUGACAGCAGCAGCCCCUUUGAGGUGUGCCACGCCGUGCUGAGUCCCAGCGGUUACUUCAACACCUGCCUUUACGACCUGUGUGAGCUGGGGCUGAAUGACAAGGCCCUGUGCAACAGCUUGCAGGCCUAUGCGGAUGCCUGCCAGGCGCUUGGUGUCAAGCUCCCUGCGUGGAGGAACGCGACAUUCUGCCCCAUCACCUGUCCAGCCAACAGUCACUACGAGCCCUGUGCUGCAGCCUGCCCUGCCACCUGUGUUGACCCAUUAGCACCGUAUAAAUGCAGCCUGCCGUGCGUGGAGGGUUGCGUGUGCGACAGCGGGUACCUGCUCUACAAUGACCGAUGUGUGCCCAGCCAGCAGUGCGGGUGCUGGCACAAUGGGCAGCACUACCCGGUGGGCUCGGAGUUCUGGACGGACAACAGCUGCUCCACAAAGUGCACGUGUCCCACGCGGGGAGGCAAAGUCCAGUGCUCCAGCGCCUCAUGCCCUGCGGGCCAAUACUGUGGUGUGCAGAAUGGGAAACCCGAGUGCCUUGACCACACAUAUGGCAUCUGCAACGUACACAACGAUCCUCACUACGUUACCUUUGACAAGGUGACGCACAGCUUCAUGGGGAACUGCACCUACACCCUGGCCAAAGUGUGCUCCAACAGCUCCGUGCCCUACUUCAAUGUUGAGGCAAAGAACGAGCAUCGUGGCAACCCCCGAGUGUCGUACGUGCGCGAAGUCCUGGUCGAGGUGUACGGAGAGCGCAUUGCAAUAGUCAAGCAGGAGAGGAGCCAAGUGCUGGUGAACGGUGUGCGCCGGACCUUGCCGGUGAGUGCAGCAGGAGGAGCCAUCAGAGUGAGCACAAGCGGCCGCUACAUCGUCCUGGAGACGGACUUCAACCUCAGAGUGUCCUACGACGCCGACCACUCGGUGGAGGUGAGGGUGCCCACCACCUACUCCAACCUGACCUGCGGCAUGUGCGGGAACUUCAACAGCCGGCGAGAGGACGACUACAUGAUGCCCGACGGGCAGCAAGCCGCAGACUCCAAUGCAUUGGGGGAGAGCUGGAAGGUGCCCGACGGUGACCCCUCUUGCGGUGUGCCCCCACCCCUGGAACCCUGCAGUGCAGAAGAGGAGAAGCUCUACCAAUCGGAGCAGUUCUGUGGCAUACUGACUGCCAGCCCAGGCUUUUUUGAGAGCUGCCAUGCCGUGAUCAACCCCCAGAGCUACUUUGACACCUGCUCCUACGACCUUUGUGCCCUGAGUGGCAGCCAGGACGUCCUGUGUGGUGCCCUGGAGGCCUACGCUGACGCGUGCCAGGCAGCCGGCGUGACUCUUCUCCCCUGGAGGAAUGCCACCUUCUGCCCCCUGCGGUGCCCUGCCAACAGCUACUAUGACCCUUGCAUGACUGGCUGUCCUGCCACCUGCGUUGACCAACAAGCCCCGCAGAACUGCUCCAAGCCCUGCAUGGAGGGCUGCGCGUGCACCUCUGGCUUCCUCCUCAGCGGAGACGCCUGCGUGCCCGAGGCCAACUGUGGCUGCCUCUUUGAGGGCAACUACUACAGCGAAGGAGAGCACUUGGUGAACGAGAACUGCACUAGGCAGUGCCAGUGUGAAGCCAACGGCCAGAUGGUUUGCUCUGAGUUGUCCUGUGGUGAGGAGGAGAUCUGCAAGAUCCAGGACGGCCAGCCGGGCUGUUACCCAGCCAGCACAGCUCUCUGCCACAUCUACGGCGACCCGCAUUACAGCACCUUCGACGGGAAGCUUCACCACUUCCAGGGCUCCUGCAACUACACCGUGGUGACGGCCUGUGACAACUCCUCCCUCGGCUUCAGCAUCACCACGCGCAACGAACAUCGGGGCAGCCCGAGCUGGACGGCUCUGAACUCCGUCGCGCUGUCCGUGGAAGGCCUCCACAUUGCACUGCGCAAGAACAAGGCAGUCUACAUCAACGGUGCUCUGGCCUCCCUGCCUGCUUCUCCAGCCCCCGGUGUGACCAUUUCUCUGAGUGGCUCCUACGUGCAGGUCUCUACCAAGCUGGGCCUGCAGGUGCAGUUCAACGGGGACCAUGAGCUCCUUGUGAGGGUGUCCGAGAAGCACCAGGGCAAGCUGUGUGGGUUGUGUGGAACAUACACCGGGAGACAAGAGGACGACUUCACACGACCCGAUGGGGUCGUUGUGCCUGACACCAAUGACUUUGGAAACAGCUGGAGGGUGCCGGAUGACGAGUGGCCGUGUGACACAAUCCCCGUACCACCUCCAUCCUGCUCCCCCUCUGCGGAGGAGGCAGCUAACAAGGAGUGUGCAAUCCUCACGCAACCCGGUGGCCCGUUCCAGCCAUGCCACGCAGUUCUGCCACCCGAGACGUACUUUGAGAGCUGUGUCUAUGACCAUUGUGCCACGAGUGGCAGCACGGAGCAGCUCUGCAACGCCCUGGGUGCCUAUGCUGCAGCCUGUGCUGAGGCAGGUGUUGCUCUGGGAGACUGGAGUGCUGGCACUGUCUGUGCUUUGCCAACAGCCUGCAAUUUCGACUGCACAUUUGACGUCGACCUCUGUGAGUGGGUCCAGGAGGCGUCCAGCAGCAUCGACUGGACAAGGCACAAGGGGCCAACACCAUCGCCAGAUACCGGCCCUUCCUUCGACCACACAACAGGAGACGGCUACUACAUCUACCUGCAUGGAAGCUCCUAUUACGAAUACUUGGUGUCUCAGCUGGUCAGCCCGGUGUGCAACUCAACGGGACCGCACUGCUUCCGCUUCUGGUACCACAUGUACGGCGUGGCUGAAGAAAUGGCCCUGCGGGUGUACGUGACUAGGGACAAAGAACUUCUGCAGGUUUGGGAAGCAACUGGGAACCACGGGGACAGAUGGCACUUGGGAGAGGUCACGGUGCACAGCACAGGAAACAUGCAGAUUGUCCUCGAGGGACAAUGGGGGGAAGAUUUCCGCAGCGACGUGGCACUGGAUGAUCUGUCCAUUGAAAAGGGAUACUGCCCAGGCGAUGUGCCUUCAACACCUGGCACCAGCACACCAACACCUGGGACACCAACACCCUCGCCAGGCUCAGGGACCUGUGUGGUGGAAGGAGACCCUCACUACCACACCUUUGACAAUCAAAUACACCACUUCAUGGGCACCUGCACCUACACCCUGUCCAAGCUGUGUGAGAGCAACAGCUCGCUGCCCUACUUCAACGUGGAAGCGGCCAAUGAGCACAGGGGAGGCAACACGCGCGUGUCCUACGUCCAGUACGUGGAUGUCGAUGUGUAUGGCCAGCGCAUAAGGCUGGGGAAGGGCGGCGUGGUGACGGUCAACGGAGUGGCAGAGGUGCUGCCCUGCACCCCGUCGGCAGGCGUGCAGGUCUCGUCCAGCGGCUUCUACACUGUGGUCACGACAGACUUUGGCUUGAGAGUGAAGUUUGAUGGGAACCAUCUGGUGGAGGUGACGCUUCCGAGCACCUUUGGGCAGAAGGUUUGUGGCAUGUGUGGGAACUACAACGGGAUGGCAGCAGACGACUUCCUGAACCCGGACGGGGUGCUGGAGCCAGACUCCACCAGCCUGGGUAACAGCUGGCAGGUGUCCAACGACAGCAGCUGCUCAGCCGGACAGCCUGCCCCGCCAGCCUGUAGUGAGGCCGACAAGCAAGUCAUUGCCAGCAGCCGCUUCUGCGGACUCCUCACUGACAGCAGCAGCCCCUUUGAGGUGUGCCACGCCGUGCUGAGUCCCAGCGAUUACUUCAACACCUGCCUUUACGACCUGUGUGAGCUGGGGCUGAAUGACAAGGCCCUGUGCAACAGCUUGCAGGCCUAUGCGGAUGCCUGCCAGGCGCUUGGUGUCAAGCUCCCUGCGUGGAGGAACGCGACAUUCUGCCCCAUCACCUGUCCAGCCAACAGUCACUACGAGCCCUGUGCUGCAGCCUGCCCUGCCACCUGUGUUGACCCUAUGGCUCCCGUCACCUGCAGUCUGCCGUGCGUGGAGGGUUGUGUGUGCGACAGCGGGUUCCUGCUCUACAAUGACCGAUGUGUGCCCAGCCAGCAGUGCGGGUGCUGGCACAAUGGGCAGCACUACCCGGUGGGCUCGGAGUUCUGGACGGACAACAGCUGCUCCACAAAGUGCACGUGUCCCACGCGGGGAGGCAAAGUCCAAUGCUCCAGCGCCUCAUGUCCUGCGGGCCAGUACUGUGGUGUGCAGAAUGGGAAACCCGAGUGCCUUGACCACACAUAUGGCAUCUGCCACGUCCACGGUGACCCUCACUACGUUACCUUUGACAAGGUGACGCACGACUUCAUGGGGAACUGCACCUACACCCUGGCCAAAGUGUGCUCCAACAGCUCCGUGCCCUACUUCAAUGUUGAGGCAAAGAACGAGCAUCGUGGCAACCCCCGAGUGUCGUACGUGCGCGAAGUCCUGGUCGAGGUGUACGGAGAGCGCAUUGCAAUAGUCAAGCAGGAGAGGAGCCAAGUGCUGGUGAACGGUGUGCGCCGGACCUUGCCGGUGAGUGCAGCAGGAGGAGCCAUCAGAGUGAGCACAAGCGGCCGCUACAUCGUCCUGGAGACGGACUUCAACCUCAGAGUGUCCUACGAUGCCGACCACUCGGUGGAGGUGAGGGUGCCCACCACCUACUCCAACCUGACCUGCGGCAUGUGCGGGAACUUCAACAGCCGGCGAGAGGACGACUACAUGAUGCCCGACGGGCAGCAAGCCGCAGACUCCAAUGCAUUGGGGGAGAGCUGGAAGGUGCCCGACGGUGACCCCUCUUGCGGUGUGCCCCCACCCCUGGAACCCUGCAGUGCGGAAGAGGAGAAGCUCUACCAAUCGGAGCAGUUCUGUGGCAUACUGACUGCCAGCCCAGGCUUUUUUGAGAGCUGCCAUGCCGUGAUCAACCCCCAGAGCUACUUUGACACCUGCUCCUACGACCUUUGUGCCCUGAGUGGCAGCCAGGACGUCCUGUGUGGUGCCCUGGAGGCCUACGCUGACGCGUGCCAGGCAGCCGGCGUGACUCUUCUCCCCUGGAGGAAUGCCACCUUCUGCCCCCUGCGGUGCCCUGCCAACAGCUACUAUGACCCUUGCAUGACUGGCUGUCCUGCCACCUGCGUUGACCAACAAGCCCCGCAGAACUGCUCCAAGCCCUGCAUGGAGGGCUGCGCGUGCACCUCUGGCUUCCUCCUCAGCGGAGACGCCUGCGUGCCCGAGGCCAACUGUGGCUGCCUCUUUGAGGGCAACUACUACAGCGAGGGAGAGCACUUGGUGAACGAGAACUGCACUAGGCAGUGCCAGUGUGAAGCCAACGGCCAGAUGGUUUGCUCUGAGUUGUCCUGUGGUGAGGAGGAGAUCUGCAAGAUCCAGGACGGCCAGCCGGGCUGUUACCCAGCCAGCACAGCUCUCUGCCACAUCUACGGCGACCCGCAUUACAGCACCUUCGACGGGAAGCUUCACCACUUCCAGGGCUCCUGCAACUACACCGUGGUGACGGCCUGUGACAACUCCUCCCUCGGCUUCAGCAUCACCACGCGCAACGAACAUCGGGGCAGCCCGAGCUGGACGGCUCUGAACUCCGUCGCGCUGUCCGUGGAAGGCCUCCACAUUGCACUGCGCAAGAACAAGGCAGUCUACAUCAACGGUGCUCUGGCCUCCCUGCCUGCUUCUCCAGCCCCCGGUGUGACCAUUUCUCUGAGUGGCUCCUACGUGCAGGUCUCUACCAAGCUGGGCCUGCAGGUGCAGUUCAACGGGGACCAUGAGCUCCUUGUGAGGGUGUCCGAGAAGCACCAGGGCAAGCUGUGUGGGUUGUGUGGAACAUACACCGGGAGACAAGAGGACGACUUCACACGACCCGAUGGGGUCGUUGUGCCUGACACCAAUGCCUUUGGAGACAGCUGGAGGGUGCCGGAUGACGAGUGGCCGUGUGACACAAUCCCCGUACCACCUCCAUCCUGCUCCCCCUCUGCGGAGGAGGCAGCUAACAAGGAGUGUGCAAUCCUCACGCAACCCGGUGGCCCGUUCCAGCCAUGCCACGCAGUUCUGCCACCCGAGACGUACUUUGAGAGCUGUGUCUAUGACCAUUGUGCCACGGUGGCAGCACGGAGCAGCUCUGCAAUGUCCUGGGUGCCUAUGCUGCAGCCUGUGCUGUGGCAGGUGUUUGCUCUGGGAGACUGGAGUGCUGGCACUGUCUGUGGUUCAACGGUUCCUCCAACCUCCACCCCCUUGCCAGGUACUACAACGCAGCCUCCCCACACAACUUCACCUGCGACAAGCACAGGGACCUGUGUGGUGGAAGGAGACCCUCACUACCACACCUUUGACAAUCAAAUACACCACUUCAUGGGCACCUGCACCUACACCCUGUCCAAGCUGUGUGAGAGCAACAGCUCGCUGCCCUACUUCAACGUGGAAGCGGCCAAUGAGCACAGGGGAGGCAACACGCGCGUGUCCUACGUCCAGUACGUGGAUGUCGAUGUGUAUGGCCAGCGCAUAAGGCUGGGGAAGGGCGGCGUGGUGACGGUCAACGGAGUGGCAGAGGUGCUGCCCUGCACCCCGUCGGCAGGCGUGCAGGUCUCGUCCAGCGGCUUCUACACUGUGGUCACGACAGACUUUGGCUUGAGAGUGAAGUUUGAUGGGAACCAUCUGGUGGAGGUGACGCUUCCGAGCACCUUUGGGCAGAAGCCAGCAGUGCGGGUUGCUGGCACAAUGGGCAGCACUACCCGGUGGGCUCGGAGUUCUGGACGGACAACAGCUGCUCCACAAAGUGCACGUGUCCCACGCGGGGAGGCAAAGUCCCAGUGCUCCAGCGCCUCAUGCCCUGCGGGCCAUUACUGUGGUGUGCAGAAUGGGAAACCCGAGUGCCUUGACCACACAUAUGGCAUCUGCCACGUACACAACGAUCCUCACUACGUUACCUUUGACAAGGUGACGCACAGCUUCAUGGGGAACUGCACCUACACCCUGGCCAAGUGUGCUCCAACAGCUCCGUGCCCUACUUCAAUGUUGAGGCAAAGAACGAGCAUCGUGGCAAACCCCCGAGUGUCGUACGUGCGCGAAGUCCUGGUCGAGGUGUACGGAGAGCGCAUUGCAAUAGUCAAGCAGGAGAGGAGCCAAGUGCUGGUGAACGGUGUGCGCCGGACCUUGCCGGUGAGUGCAGCAGGAGGAGCCAUCAGAGUGAGCACAAGCGGCCGCUACAUCGUCCUGGAGACGGACUUCAACCUCAGAGUGUCCUACGACGCCGACCACUCGGUGGAGGUGAGGGUGCCCACCACCUACUCCAACCUGACCUGCGGCAUGUGCGGGAACUUCAACAGCCGGCGAGAGGACGACUACAUGAUGCCCGACGGGCAGCAAGCCGCAGACUCCAAUGCAUUGGGGGAGAGCUGGAAGGUGCCCGACGGUGACCCCUCUUGCGGUGUGCCCCCACCCCUGGAACCCUGCAGUGCAGAAGAGGAGAAGCUCUACCAAUCGGAGCAGUUCUGUGGCAUACUGACUGCCAGCCCAGGCUUUUUUGAGAGCUGCCAUGCCGUGAUCAACCCCCAGAGCUACUUUGACACCUGCUCCUACGACCUUUGUGCCCUGAGUGGCAGCCAGGACGUCCUGUGUGGUGCCCUGGAGGCCUACGCUGACGCGUGCCAGGCAGCCGGCGUGACUCUUCUCCCCUGGAGGAAUGCCACCUUCUGCCCCCUGCGGUGCCCUGCCAACAGCUACUAUGACCCUUGCAUGACUGGCUGUCCUGCCACCUGCGUUGACCAACAAGCCCCGCAGAACUGCUCCAAGCCCUGCAUGGAGGGCUGCGCGUGCACCUCUGGCUUCCUCCUCAGCGGAGACGCCUGCGUGCCCGAGGCCAACUGUGGCUGCCUCUUUGAGGGCAACUACUACAGCGUGAGUGAAAACCCUGUGGCGUCUCGCUCCCCUCCCGAGGCACUGCUUUGCCUCUACUUGCCUGAGGAGAGCACUUGCCAACGGCCAGAUGGUUGCUCUGAGUUGUCCUGUGGUGAGGAGGAGAUCUGCAAGAUCCAGGACGGCCAGCCGGGCUGUUACCCAGCCAGCACAGCUCUCUGCCACAUCUACGGCGACCCGCAUUACAGCACCUUCGACGGGAAGCUUCACCACUUCCAGGGCUCCUGCAACUACACCGUGGUGACGGCCUGUGACAACUCCUCCCUCGGCUUCAGCAUCACCACGCGCAACGAACAUCGGGGCAGCCCGAGCUGGACGGCUCUGAACUCCGUCGCGCUGUCCGUGGAAGGCCUCCACAUUGCACUGCGCAAGAACAAGGCAGUCUACAUCAACGGUGCUCUGGCCUCCCCUGCCUGCUUCUCCAGCCCCCGGUGUGACCAUUUCUCUGAGUGGCUCCUACGUGGUGUCCGAGAAGCACCAGGGCAAGCUGUGUGGGUUGUGGGAACAUACACCGGGAGACAAGAGGACGACUUCACACGACCCGAUGGGGUCGUUGUGCCUGACACCAAUGACUUUGGAAACAGCUGGAGGGUGCCGGAUGACGAGUGGCCGUGUGACACAAUCCCCGUACCACCUCCAUCCUGCUCCCCCUCUGCGGAGGAGGCAGCUAACAAGGAGUGUGCAAUCCUCACGCAACCCGGUGGCCCGUUCCAGCCAUGCCACGCAGUUCUGCCACCCGAGACGUACUUUGAGAGCUGUGUCUAUGACCAUUGUGCCACGAGUGGCAGCACGGAGCAGCUCUGCAACGCCCUGGGUGCCUAUGCUGCAGCCUGUGCUGAGGCAGGUGUUGCUCUGGGAGACUGGAGUGCUGGCACUGUCUGUGCUUUGCCAACAGCCUGCAAUUUCGACUGCACAUUUGACGUCGACCUCUGUGAGUGGGUCCAGGAGGCGUCCAGCAGCAUCGACUGGACAAGGCACAAGGGGCCAACACCAUCGCCAGAUACCGGCCCUUCCUUCGACCACACAACAGGAGACGGCUACUACAUCUACCUGCAUGGAAGCUCCUAUUACGAAUACUUGGUGUCUCAGCUGGUCAGCCCGGUGUGCAACUCAACGGGACCGCACUGCUUCCGCUUCUGGUACCACAUGUACGGCGUGGCUGAAGAAAUGGCCCUGCGGGUGUACGUGACUAGGGACAAAGAACUUCUGCAGGUUUGGGAAGCAACUGGGAACCACGGGGACAGAUGGCACUUGGGAGAGGUCACGGUGCACAGCACAGGAAACAUGCAGAUUGUCCUCGAGGGACAAUGGGGGGAAGAUUUCCGCAGCGACGUGGCACUGGAUGAUCUGUCCAUUGAAAAGGGAUACUGCCCAGGCGAUGUGCCUUCAACACCUGGCACCAGCACACCAACACCUGGGACACCAACACCCUCGCCAGGCUCAGGGACCUGUGUGGUGGAAGGAGACCCUCACUACCACACCUUUGACAAUCAAAUACACCACUUCAUGGGCACCUGCACCUACACCCUGUCCAAGCUGUGUGAGAGCAACAGCUCGCUGCCCUACUUCAACGUGGAAGCGGCCAAUGAGCACAGGGGAGGCAACACGCGCGUGUCCUACGUCCAGUACGUGGAUGUCGAUGUGUAUGGCCAGCGCAUAAGGCUGGGGAAGGGCGGCGUGGUGACGGUCAACGGAGUGGCAGAGGUGCUGCCCUGCACCCCGUCGGCAGGCGUGCAGGUCUCGUCCAGCGGCUUCUACACUGUGGUCACGACAGACUUUGGCUUGAGAGUGAAGUUUGAUGGGAACCAUCUGGUGGAGGUGACGCUUCCGAGCACCUUUGGGCAGAAGGUUUGUGGCAUGUGUGGGAACUACAACGGGAUGGCAGCAGACGACUUCCUGAACCCGGACGGGGUGCUGGAGCCAGACUCCACCAGCCUGGGUAACAGCUGGCAGGUGUCCAACGACAGCAGCUGCUCAGCCGGACAGCCUGCCCCGCCAGCCUGUAGUGAGGCCGACAAGCAAGUCAUUGCCAGCAGCCGCUUCUGCGGACUCCUCACUGACAGCAGCAGCCCCUUUGAGGUGUGCCACGCCGUGCUGAGUCCCAGCGAUUACUUCAACACCUGCCUUUACGACCUGUGUGAGCUGGGGCUGAAUGACAAGGCCCUGUGCAACAGCUUGCAGGCCUAUGCGGAUGCCUGCCAGGCGCUUGGUGUCAAGCUCCCUGCGUGGAGGAACGCGACAUUCUGCCCCAUCACCUGUCCAGCCAACAGUCACUACGAGCCCUGUGCUGCAGCCUGCCCUGCCACCUGUGUUGACCCUAUGGCUCCCGUCACCUGCAGUCUGCCGUGCGUGGAGGGUUGUGUGUGCGACAGCGGGUUCCUGCUCUACAAUGACCGAUGUGUGCCCAGCCAGCAGUGCGGGUGCUGGCACAAUGGGCAGCACUACCCGGUGGGCUCGGAGUUCUGGACGGACAACAGCUGCUCCACAAAGUGCACGUGUCCCACGCGGGGAGGCAAAGUCCAAUGCUCCAGCGCCUCAUGUCCUGCGGGCCAGUACUGUGGUGUGCAGAAUGGGAAACCCGAGUGCCUUGACCACACAUAUGGCAUCUGCCACGUCCACGGUGACCCUCACUACGUUACCUUUGACAAGGUGACGCACGACUUCAUGGGGAACUGCACCUACACCCUGGCCAAGUGCUCCAACAGCUCCGUGCCCUACUUCAAUGUUGAGGCAAAGAACGAGCAUCGUGGCAACCCCCGAGUGUCGUACGUGCGCGAAGUCCUGGUCGAGGUGUACGGAGAGCGCAUUGCAAUAGUCAAGCAGGAGAGGAGCCAAGUGCUGGUGAACGGUGUGCGCCGGACCUUGCCGGUGAGUGCAGCAGGAGGAGCCAUCAGAGUGAGCACAAGCGGCCGCUACAUCGUCCUGGAGACGGACUUCAACCUCAGAGUGUCCUACGAUGCCGACCACUCGGUGGAGGUGAGGGUGCCCACCACCUACUCCAACCUGACCUGCGGCAUGUGCGGGAACUUCAACAGCCGGCGAGAGGACGACUACAUGAUGCCCGACGGGCAGCAAGCCGCAGACUCCAAUGCAUUGGGGGAGAGCUGGAAGGUGCCCGACGGUGACCCCUCUUGCGGUGUGCCCCCACCCCUGGAACCCUGCAGUGCGGAAGAGGAGAAGCUCUACCAAUCGGAGCAGUUCUGUGGCAUACUGACUGCCAGCCCAGGCUUUUUUGAGAGCUGCCAUGCCGUGAUCAACCCCCAGAGCUACUUUGACACCUGCUCCUACGACCUUUGUGCCCUGAGUGGCAGCCAGGACGUCCUGUGUGGUGCCCUGGAGGCCUACGCUGACGCGUGCCAGGCAGCCGGCGUGACUCUUCUCCCCUGGAGGAAUGCCACCUUCUGCCCCCUGCGGUGCCCUGCCAACAGCUACUAUGACCCUUGCAUGACUGGCUGUCCUGCCACCUGCGUUGACCAACAAGCCCCGCAGAACUGCUCCAAGCCCUGCAUGGAGGGCUGCGCGUGCACCUCUGGCUUCCUCCUCAGCGGAGACGCCUGCGUGCCCGAGGCCAACUGUGGCUGCCUCUUUGAGGGCAACUACUACAGCGAGGGAGAGCACUUGGUGAACGAGAACUGCACUAGGCAGUGCCAGUGUGAAGCCAACGGCCAGAUGGUUUGCUCUGAGUUGUCCUGUGGUGAGGAGGAGAUCUGCAAGAUCCAGGACGGCCAGCCGGGCUGUUACCCAGCCAGCACAGCUCUCUGCCACAUCUACGGCGACCCGCAUUACAGCACCUUCGACGGGAAGCUUCACCACUUCCAGGGCUCCUGCAACUACACCGUGGUGACGGCCUGUGACAACUCCUCCCUCGGCUUCAGCAUCACCACGCGCAACGAACAUCGGGGCAGCCCGAGCUGGACGGCUCUGAACUCCGUCGCGCUGUCCGUGGAAGGCCUCCACAUUGCACUGCGCAAGAACAAGGCAGUCUACAUCAACGGUGCUCUGGCCUCCCUGCCUGCUUCUCCAGCCCCCGGUGUGACCAUUUCUCUGAGUGGCUCCUACGUGCAGGUCUCUACCAAGCUGGGCCUGCAGGUGCAGUUCAACGGGGACCAUGAGCUCCUUGUGAGGGUGUCCGAGAAGCACCAGGGCAAGCUGUGUGGGUUGUGUGGAACAUACACCGGGAGACAAGAGGACGACUUCACACGACCCGAUGGGGUCGUUGUGCCUGACACCAAUGCCUUUGGAGACAGCUGGAGGGUGCCGGAUGACGAGUGGCCGUGUGACACAAUCCCCGUACCACCUCCAUCCUGCUCCCCCUCUGCGGAGGAGGCAGCUAACAAGGAGUGUGCAAUCCUCACGCAACCCGGUGGCCCGUUCCAGCCAUGCCACGCAGUUCUGCCACCCGAGACGUACUUUGAGAGCUGUGUCUAUGACCAUUGUGCCACGGGUGGCAGCACGGAGCAGCUCUGCAAUGUCCUGGGUGCCUAUGCUGCAGCCUGUGCUGUGGCAGGUGUUGCUCUGGGAGACUGGAGUGCUGGCACUGUCUGUGGUUCAACGGUUCCUCCAACCUCCACCCCCUUGCCAGGUACUACAACGCAGCCUCCCCACACAACUUCACCUGCGACAAGCACAGAUCCUACUGCCUUGCCAAAUGUUACUACACAGCCUCCAUGGACAACAAAACCUGGAGUAAGCACAGUGGCUCCAUCAACAUCUCAACCUGGGACUUCCUUGCCAGUCACCACAACACAGCCUGCACACACUCCAUCACCACCAAGACCUACACCAAGUUCAGGCCAUGCCUCCUGCAGUGCCUCUGGAGAUCCACAUUAUAACACUUUUGAUCACAGAGUUCUUCAUUUCAUGGGAAAUUGCACUUACACCCUCUCCAAAGUGUGCAACAUCUCUCAGAGGAUUCCAUAUUUUGAUGUGUCCACAACAAAUGAGCACAGAGGAGCCAAUACCAAAGUCUCUUAUGUGAAGUCAGUGCAAGUGGAAGUCUAUGGCAAUCAGAUUUCUAUGCUGAAAAACAAGAAAGUGAAUGUGAAUGGCAGGAGAAUGAACCUGCCCAUAUUUAUUGAAAGGAAGAUCAGUAUUCAAAGCAGUGGUGGAUAUGUUCUCUUGGAAACUGACUUUGGACUGUGGGUGAGAUACGAUGGAAAUCACUAUGCAGAAGUCUCUGUGCCCUCUGAUUACAGUGGUCUGCUCUGUGGCUUGUGUGGUAAUUAUAACGGUGAUCCAACUGAUGACAACAUAAAGCCCAAUGGUGACAUUGCAAGUAGUUCCAAUGAACUUGGAGAAAGCUGGCUUGUGCCUGAGAAUAACACCAUUUGCUCCAGUGGGAUAGAAGAAGAAUGCAAUGCUGAUCUGGAGAAUGACGCAAAGAAGAACACUGCAUGUGGCAUGAUCACAGACCCAACAGGGCUCUUCAAAGAUUGCCACACCAAAGUGCCUCCAGAAAAUUUCUUUGAAAGCUGUGUUUAUGACAUGUGUUUCACUGGAGGACAGGAAACAUCCUUAUGCUAUGGACUGCAGGCCUAUGCUGAGUCAUGUAACAAUGCUGGAAUAUGUAUAGAGUGGAGAAAUACUACUCUUUGCCCAAUGUCCUGUCCUGGAGGCAGUAUCUACCAGAGCUGUGGUACUAGGUGUCCCUCUACUUGUGUGAGCAACUCAACCGCCACUUCUUGUAGUUUGUUACCAGUGGAAGGUUGCUUCUGUAAGGAAGGCUAUAUUCUGAGUGGAGACACAUGCGUUCCAGAAAGCAGCUGUGGUUGUGUUGAUGAAGAAAACCAGUACCACCAGCUGGGUGAAAGCUGGUUCACCAGUUAUUCCUGCAAUGAACGCUGCACCUGCAAUGCUAAAAACAAAAUUGUAUGCUCACCCUGGGAGUGUGGAGUACGAGAGGAAUGCAGUGUCAAGGAUGGUGUGCUGGGCUGUCAUUCCAAUGGCCAAGCAACAUGUCAGGUAGCAGGAGAUCCCCAUUAUUUCACUUUUGAUCGAUUGAUGUACACCUUUGUGGGUACCUGCACCUACACCUUGGUUGAGGUCAUCAGUGAGAGUGUUGAAAAUAUAACCAUCCUUGGCAAGAAUGAAGACCGAGGGCUACGAGGGGCCACAUACCUGAAGGAAGUCUACAUAGAUCUGUAUGGUGUACGAAUCACCCUUCAGAAAAGCAAAGGAAUCCUGUUAAACAAUGAGAGAGUCUACACUCCAGUGGAGAACAGGCUGCGGGGCGUGUCCAUUGGAAAUGUUGGCAAAUACAUAGUAGUGGAAACUGACUUCGGUGUGGUAGUGAAAUAUGAUGGCGAUCACUAUCUGGAAAUCACCCUCCCACAAUCUUACUUCUCAAAGGUACAUGGUAUGUGUGGUAACUUCAAUGACAACCUUGAAGAUGAUCUGUCCUUGCCUAAUGGUACAAUUGUCAGUAUCACACAGUUUGGAAAUAGCUGGAAAGUGGAAAAAGACAGUGAUGCAGGUUGUUUACCGGACUCAAGAGAAGAUGAUGUUCCUCCUUGCACUGCUGAGAAUAAACCAGUCAUUGAAAGCCAGUGCAAUGUCCUAAACUCAGACAAGUUCAAAGAAUGUCAUAGUCUGGUCAAACCUGAAGACUUCAUAAAGAUCUGCAUCCAUGACAUGUGCCAGUAUAACGGCAUGAAGUCCACUCUCUGCGACAUAGUUCAAUUUUAUGUGGACACCUGUAGGAAUCAAGGCAUCACCAUUAUAUGGAGGAACAACACAUUUUGUCCAUUGCCCUGUCCAACCCACAGCCAUUACACGAACUGUGCCUCCUCCUGCCCAUCAACAUGCAAUGACAUUUUUGCCUCUUCCCUUUGUGAGAAGACAGAAGAGUGCACAGAGGGCUGUGAAUGUGAUAAUAAUUAUGUGCUCAGUAAUGGCAACUGUGUACCUCUCAGCAAUUGUGGCUGCAGGGAUGAUGACAACAAUUACUACAGUGCUGGGGAGACUUGGAUAACUGCACACUGUGCCAAAAGAUGUAAGUGUCAGCAGAAUGGUGUCAUCCAAUGUACAAGCUAUAGCUGUGAUUCUGAAGAAACCUGCGUGAUCAAAAGUGGAAAAUACAAGUGCAAUCCAACAGGUUUUGGGACAUGCCGCAUCAUGGGUGAUCCACACUAUGUCACCUUUGAUGGUUUGGUGCACCACUUUCAAGGGAAAUACACAUAUAUUGUGGCUCAGACCAUCCCUGAUCUACAUUAUACUCUGACACCGUUCAGCAUCGAAGGCAUGAACUAUCCUCUUCGUCGAAAUUCACGCAUUACUUACCUGAAAGAGAUUCUCAUCAAUGUUUACAAUCACAAAGUGCGAUUCAGGGAGGGCAAGCAGAUACUGUUGGAUGGUGUGAGGGUGAGACCCCCUCUUCGUCCUCAUGAAGGUAUUCGUAUAUAUCAGAGGACAAAAAGAAUUUAUCUGGAGACAGAUUUUGGCUUAUAUGUGAGCUUUGAUGGCAAUCAAAAUGCAGAUUUAAGGCUGGCCAAUACCUACAAGGACAAAGUAGAAGGUUUGUGUGGUGACUUUGACGGGAGAUCCAGAAACGACUUCGCAAGCCCAAAUGGUGUUUUGCAGAAGAAUGUGAAUAUAUUUGGUGAGAGCUGGAAAGUUCCUCUGAACAGAAAAACCUCUCGUCUCAGACGAGAUGUCAUUCCAACAGUUGAGUCUGAGGUGGUAGAAGAUACAGGACUCUUCCAAGGCUGCAGUGAAAAUCAGCUGACACAAGAAAACAGCACUUCUGAAUGUCAAAUUCUGACUCAGUCAAAUGGUCCUUUUGCGAAGUGUCAUUCUGAAGUCUCACCAGAUUUCUAUUACAUGAGCUGCAUCUUUGAUAUGUGUGUGGACAGAGACGACACUACAACAUUAUGUCGCAGUCUGGAGGAGUACGUGCUGGCUUGUCAGGAGAAAGGAGUCAAUAUGGAAGGCUGGAGGCAAGAGACAGCUUGUGAGAUGCCGUGUCCGGCCAACAGCAAGUACAGCUCAUGCAUGUCUGCAUGUCCGGCAUCCUGCAGCGACUUGACCAGCCCCUCUGAGUGUGAAUGGCCUUGUGUUGAAGGCUGUGAAUGUCUCCCUGGCUACGUUCUUAGUGGUUUUGAAUGUGUGCCUUAUAGUCAGUGUGGCUGCUCAUACCUCAACAAAUAUUAUGAGAUUGGAGAAAUAUUCAUCACUGAUGACUGCUCUCAGAGAUGUCAGUGCACGGAAAGCUCCACUGUCUCCUGCACUACAAUAGGGUGUGGUUCUGAUGAAAUCUGCAACGUUUCAAACUACACUCGUGGAUGCUACAAGAGUGGACCAUGCAUGCCAACUCCUUGUCAGAAUGAUGGAGUUUGCUCUGAAAUAACCAAUGGUACUUCUCGCAGCUUCUACUGUGAAUGUUCUGAGCUGUACACAGGACAAACCUGUGAGGUUGAAAGAAGAGAUCAAACAAGCCCCUCAGGGACUCCUGAGAAUCAUACAGUUGCCAUUGCUGUUGGAGUUUCAGCAGGUGUGAUUGUUGUCCUCAUUCUCAUCUCCUCUGCAGUGUACCUGCGCAGAAGGAAGAGAAAGAUGAGUAUAGGUGCCAAAAGAAGAGAUUCAUCUUUCAACCGGUCCAGGGAUACAACAGAUAACAACGUAUAUGAACAAGAUUAUGGCUGCAUAGUGAACACUGCAUUUGAUCAAGAUGAAUCUGCACAUGAUACAAACCUAUAGUUAACAUCUUUUUAAUUUCUUUGUAUUACUUUUCUGUUCUUGUAUUUUAAUAAUGUAUCUAAUACGUUGAGAAAAAAA
This is a messenger RNA of Anas platyrhynchos (mallard), 24963 nucleotides long. Lineage: Eukaryota; Metazoa; Chordata; Aves; Anseriformes; Anatidae. The record is from RefSeq and is a predicted model, not a curated record.